AAAAAUGAUUGACUUUGACAUUUCACAAACAAAUGGAGCGAUUAAAUCGAGUUGGCUCUCCUAUAGACAUUUGUGAAGGAAAUUUAGAUUCAAAACCUGAAGUUUUAGCAAAAAAGAGGAAGCAAAUCGAAUCAAUCCAAAGAGCAAAAUCUCCAUUUUUCAUUGGCUCAAUUGACCUGGUGAAUAAAAGAAUCAGUAAAUUGGAAAGAAGAUUUCAGAAAUAUACUCAGCUUGUUGCAGAAAGUAGAGCGUCUGAACAUGAAGAUAUAUCUGACACAGCUUCAGUUAUCAGUGGAAAAGGAAUUGAUAGAUACCAGACAAAAGAAAAAGAAGCAAAGGAAAUUAACAAAUUUGCUGGAUAUUUUACGAUGAAACAAACAUUCCUGCCAGGAAGAAGUGAUAGAGUAAAGAAUAUAGCCAAAGUCAGCAUGUCUCAAAGUAAAAUGAGUACUAUAAAGAAAGACACAGGAAAGCCUAAAUUUGUAGAGCUUUUCCAGUAUCCUGGAUAUGAUGGUAUUGAGUUAACUCCCUUGCCUGAUGAUAUACCAGCCAUAGAAAUGUUGAAAAAGGCAACAGAGGCUCAAAUGGAACUGUACAAAAAGAAAAGGGGAUCAAACAAGCCAGUUUACAAACCAUACUAUGAGAAGUGGUUUUAUUGUGAAGCAUCCCAAGCAGUAUUCCAGGAUUUGUUCUGGUACCUGUUCCUAGACAAAUACCAGUCCAGUAAGAAUUCCCAGGUUCGAUUGUUUAACAGAUGUGCACAUAAUUUCGUCAAACUGAUGAUGUUUGUUAACCAUCCCAGAUUCAGAGAUGUCUUUUUCACUGAUUAUGCCAGUUUAAUAUCCCAGGCUAUAUAUGCAGGAUACUGCCACUCUUUCCCAGACUCCUAUAGACAGUUUGGGGAACAGUUUAAAGAAGAUGUAAUCACACUAGUUUAUGACUGGAUAACAGGUAUAAAACCAGCUCCUAGACUGUGGAUGAAGUGGAACAUGAGUAAACUAGAACCUCCAGAUAUUAACAUUAGGGAGGAGAUGAUCAACUCACAGAAGAAAAAAUCAUCUUCCAAUAUCAAUUCGAGUUUCUUAGACAAUCUAUUAUCUAGCCAUUCACCUAGUCAGUACACCUCCACAACAUCCCUCAACCAAUCCGUGUCCAUGGCAAGUGGAUUUGGUGGGAGAAGGAGACGUGGAAUCCACAGAAAGAGAAGCUCAAUUGCAUCUACAUCAUCCAAGAUUAAAACUUCUGGAUCUGCAAGCUCAUCAAGAGAUGGAUCAACUGUUGACUUCUCCUCUGACUCCAUGAAAUCCUCUCCUGGAAAGCGUCAGCCGAAACAGCGACCAGUGGAUCCCAGGAAACUGAUGGAUGCCUUGACACCUAUAAGGGAGACAACUCUAGAAGAUAUGUAUGAAAAACAUGAUACAAAAACAUCUACAUCACAUUCUGCUGUGAAAGUUCCAUCCAAGAUGUCUGAGAGGAUGGUUCAGGAGUCCCAUCCAGCCUGUGUUGGUCCUUCAUUCAGUCGAUGUUCUUUCAACAUAAAUGGCCAGAGUCCCUUACUGUCACAUUAUAUGUAUAUGAAGCACCUGCAGUAUGACAGUGGACAAAAUGUCCGAGUGACAAGGACAGAAAUGGAAAAUCUACCUCCAUUAGAUACACCAACAUACAGAGAGGUUAUCAAGGAAUCCUUUAAGAAUGUCAGGAAUAUGCAGAGACAGUAUGAAGUGUUUUAUGAGAAGAGUUCCAAGGAGAAUCGAGCUUCUUUGAAGAAACAUAGACUUUUGAAGAAGGAGUAUGAACUAAAGGAAAGUGCUCUGUUGGCUGAUCCAAAACAAGUGAAAAAACUAGUGGAACUUAUUUUAUUGGAUCUUGAUACUGAUGAUGAAAACACAACAUCAGGUGCUGAUGAGGCAUUAGAAUUAGCAAUGAAAUCCGUUCAGGUUGCAUAAUACAGAAGAAUCAGAUAGUCAACUAUUCAAAAGGCUGAUUAAAAUCUAUUUAAACUAGUUAUGAAGUCUAUUAUUGUGGUAUAAUGAAUAAAUAUUCACAAUAAAUAGAAAUGAUGGAGUAUAUUAAUAAUCUACACUUUGUAAAUUGUAAAACAUUCCCUGAUUUUACUGACAAUAUCAUAUUCAUAUUGUAAUAUGAAAAUCCAGAUGCACAUAUAGGUGUAUAUAUACCUGUUUGACUAAUUUUUAAAAAUACACUUUACAUUAUUUUUUUGCAUUUGUUUUGCACACAAUUUACAGAAAAUACAUAAAAAUAAACUGUUUACAAUAUUAAUGAUAUUUUUAUUUUCAAAUAUCUGUAUUAUAUAACUAUUAAUUCAUGUGUAUGUUGUUACAUGUUUAAAAAUGAUAUUUAAUUUUGUUAGAAGAAGGUGAACACUGUUGACAGGAGAUGAAUUGAGGUACCAGUAGUUAAAUAAAAGUGGCGGUGUUAGUUCUUCAAACUUAGAUCAUCUAUUAUCAUUAUCUAGUUGCAAGCCAGAGAAGAAAGUUUCUGUAGUUCAAGCUAUCAGUAUCAUAUUUAUUGAUGGAUGAUCUGGUAUUUGAUGUAAAGUAUCUUGUAGUGAUAUUACAUUUAUAAUGUGAUAUCCAUUUUGAAGAUCCUGUUGUUAUUUUAAUACAAGUAUAAAAUUUAAUGAGAGAAAAAAGAGAAAGCAAGCCACUGAAUUCUAGAAGAUUUUUUUCAUGAAAUUAAACCGAGCAAUAUUGUGAGUUACUGUAUGUUAUAUCCAGAGCAAUCCAGAUUUGAGAGAGAGAGAGAACGAGACUUUGCUUGUUAAAAUUGUUUGUUAUGUUAUGUUGUUAUUUAUAUUUAGCUUUUACUGGCUGUGAUACAUUGUACAAUAAAGUUCAUUUUAUAUUA
This is a messenger RNA of Mytilus californianus (California mussel), 2868 nucleotides long. RefSeq names its product protein FAM227A-like. Lineage: Eukaryota; Metazoa; Mollusca; Bivalvia; Mytilida; Mytilidae. Bases 33 to 1946 code for a protein of 637 amino acids. The transcript is spliced from 16 exons. The record is from RefSeq and is a predicted model, not a curated record.